This is a messenger RNA of Grammomys surdaster, 2103 nucleotides long. RefSeq names its product RAD9 checkpoint clamp component A (gene Rad9a). The transcript has 11 exons. Gene Ontology annotation, biological process: DNA replication checkpoint signaling; DNA repair; cellular response to ionizing radiation. Bases 147 to 1319 code for a protein of 390 amino acids. NCBI's taxonomy places the organism in Eukaryota, Metazoa, Chordata, Mammalia, Rodentia, Muridae. The record is from RefSeq and is a predicted model, not a curated record. Gene Ontology annotation, cellular component: checkpoint clamp complex.
GAAGCGGAGGCCAGGCUGGCGGCGAGGAGGGGACGGUGCGCGGGAAGAGAACUUUAGAGAUUCCUAGUAGCUGCUGGGACUCAUUGUGGGUCCUAUCCCGUCCCGGUCUGGUUGCAAAACAAGCUGGACUUUAGUGUUUUUGUACCAUGAAGUGCCUGAUCACCGGGGGCAACGUGAAGGUGCUAGGCAAGGCUGUCCAUUCGUUAUCCCGAAUCGGGGACGAGCUCUAUUUGGAACCCUUGAAGGACGGGCUCUCCCUACGGACUGUGAACUCUUCCCGUUCUGCCUAUGCUUGCUUCCUCUUUGCCCCACUCUUCUUCCAACAGUACCAGGCGGCUUCCCCUGGUCAGGACCUGCUGCGCUGUAAGAUCCUAAUGAAGUCCUUCCUGUCCGUCUUCCGCUCUCUGGUAACGGUGGAGAAGACUGUGGAGAAGUGCUGCAUCUCCCUCAGUGGCAGCAACAGCCACCUUGUGGUCCAGCUCCACUGCAAGUAUGGGGUCAAGAAGACACACAACCUCUCCUUCCAGGAUUGUGAAUCCCUGCAGGCUGUCUUCGACCCAGCCUCAUGCCCCCACUUGCUCCGCACCCCAGCACGGGUUCUGGCAGAGGCUGUUCUGUCCUUUCCCCUCGCGUUGACUGAGGUGACACUGGGUAUCGGCCGUGGCCGACGGGUCCUCCUGCGCAGCUACCAGGAAGAGGAGGCAGAUAGCAGCAGCAAAGCCAUGGUGACUGAGACUAGCAUUGGAGAAGAGGACUUCCAGCAGCUGCAUGCCCCAGAGGGGAUAGCUGUCACCUUUUGCCUCAAGGAAUUUCGGGGGCUCCUGAGCUUUGCAGAGUCAGCGAAUUUGCCUCUUACCAUCCACUUUGAUGUUCCAGGCAGGCCAGUCAUCUUUACCAUUGAGGAUUCUUUGCUGGAUGCCCACUUUGUCUUGGCCACACUCUUAGAGCAAGACUCAUGUUCGCAGGACCUGUGUUCCCCAAAGCCCCACCAGCCAGUGCCUCAGAAGCAGGCAAACAGCACACCCCACUUAGAUGACUUUACCAAUGAUGACAUUGACUGUUACAUGAUUGCCAUGGAAACCACCGUGAGCAAUGAGGGCUCUGGGGCACAGCCUUCCCCUUCCCUCCCACCAGUCCCCCAGGCCUCCCAUGACCUUGCCCCCACCUCAGAGGAAGAAGAGGCUGAGUCCAGUACAGUGCCUGGGACCCCCCCACCCAAGAAGUUCCGUUCACUUUUCUUUGGCUCCAUCCUGGCCCCUGCACACUCCCCCCAGGGUCCUAGCCCUGUGCUGGCUGAAGACAGUGAUGGCGAAGGCUGAACUUGAGAAACUAAAGUCUGUCCAAAGGCUCAUGGACCAGAAGCAGGCCAAGCCACUGGCAGAGCUGGGCAUCAGUCUCUGGACAUGGACAUGGAAAAAGGUCUAUGCCUUGGGUAGGCCCCACUUGACUGUCCGCUGCAGAGCUGCCUAGGCAACCAUGUUUGGUCCGUGUUCUAUAUUUACUCAGCCUGUACCAACCAUGUCUCUUUCUGGUGCACAGCUGUCACCUACAGAUUCUUCACCUCUUACUUUGAGGCUCUAUAGUAUCUGGCCAGAGCCAGAAACUUAGCUUCCUCAGGCUCCCUUAUGUCUAAAGCCUCUAAAAAGAGAUCAGUGUUGAACACACUCUGCCAAUCAUGAGCUCCACUCCCGUCAACCCUUCUGUGGUCCGUAGGAACUGUUCCCUUUCCUAACACUUGGGCCUUGGCUUAGAAUCCUAACAGCGUCUGGUGUUGCCCUGGCUGGGCCUGUGUCCAGCCAUUCAGUCUGCCCUCCCAGGUGGCUUUGUACCAAAGGACUACUGGCCCACUGUCUGGGAUGAGGGAAACACAGGCCAUGGCGAGAAUCCAGCUUUGACCUUUAUUCAAGAGACCAGAUGGGUUGCCCCAGGAUCUGGCUGCCAGCCAUGCAAGGCUGGAGACCCACAAUCUGGUCUGCCAUUGCCCUGAGCUGCAGCCUGGGCCCCAGGAUUCCACUUGCAGCCACCACAGGUGCUGGUGGGAGGGAGCCCUGGGAGGUUAGAUGCUGCUAUUGAUUCUUUAAAAAAUAAAGGAAAGACACUUAA